AUGGACGGCACAUCUUUGACGGGCAUAUUUGGCGAUAAUCCCUACUUCUCUGCCGGAGCAGGAUUGAUGGCCUUGACCGUAGGGUUAGGAGCGCUCAGACAAGGGUCAAAAUUUGCCUUUAUUGCAGCCCAGAGACGCAUGCUUGUCUCAUUAGAGAUUCCGAGCAAAGAUCGCUCGUACGAAUGGUUUCUCAGCUGGAUGGCCUACCAAACCUCUGCACGCGCCGCUGUUGCGCAGUCGAGAUGGGCUCGAAUGCAUCAGCUCAGUGUUGAGACGUUCAUGGAGACACGACCUAAUGGGAGCGUGAACGCGUUUUUCACCCUCGUCGCCGGUCCUGGUACGCAUUGGUUCAAGUAUAACGGCGCGUGGAUGCAAAUCAAACGGGAUCGAAAUGACCGUGCAGUGAAUCCAGCCACGGGCCGUCCUUGGGAGACGGUUACAAUCACAACUCUGUCACAAUACCGAUACCUCUUCCCAAAGCUACUGCUUGAAGCGCGUGACCUGGCCCUUACAGAGCAGGAAGGCCGUUUGCUGAUUUAUACCCACUGGCAUUCCGAAUGGCGAGUGUUUGGACCUCCCCGAAUGAAACGUCCUAUAUCCAGUGUAGUCCUGGAUGACGGUGUUUCCGAGAGAAUAGAAUCUGACGCAAGUAUGGAUCCUCCCUGGAAUCUCCGCAAUAACCAGUAUUCAGGCAUUCCAUUCCGAAGAGGAUACAUUCUUCAUGGGCCACCAGGCUCAGGAAAGACGUCUUAUAUUCAAGCAUUGGCCGGCUCACUGGGCUAUGACAUUUACCUGAUCAACCUCUCCCUCCGUGGUCUCGCAGACGACAAGCUCACUCUGCUACUGUCACAAGCACCUCCUCGGUCCAUUAUUCUGAUAGAAGACGUAGAUGCCGCAUUCAACAAACGCGUGCAAGUCUCGGAAGACGGGUACCAAUCAGCUGUCACUUUCUCGGGCUUUAUUAAUGCGUUGGAUGGUGUUGCCUCCAGCGAAGAGCGCAUCGUCUUCAUGACGACCAAUCACAUCGAGAAGCUCGACCCGGCGCUCAUCCGUCCUGGAAGAGUCGACGUGAUUCAACUGAUUGGGGACGCGACGCCGAAUCAAGCAAGGAGGCUUCUAUGUCAGUUCUAUUCAGAGCCAGACACGGGAGAGAAGCUCGACCCACACUACGCGACGCAAUUAGCCGCACUUGGAGAUGAACUCGCUUCUAUCGUGGAAACAAGGCGAGAAGGAGGUCAUAAUGUCAGCAUGGCGUCACUUCAGGGCCACUUUAUUCGGCAUCCCACCGCAAAGGAGGCCGUUGAGAAUGCAUCUAUUCUCUUUGCAUAA
Serendipita indica DSM 11827 is the source of this 1329-nucleotide messenger RNA. Lineage: Eukaryota; Fungi; Basidiomycota; Agaricomycetes; Sebacinales; Serendipitaceae. The record is from the annotation of a GenBank genome assembly.